Molecule: messenger RNA, 831 nt
Organism: Limulus polyphemus (Atlantic horseshoe crab)
Lineage: Eukaryota; Metazoa; Arthropoda; Merostomata; Xiphosura; Limulidae
Product: death domain-containing protein CRADD-like
Exons: 4
Coding region: 84-683 (199 amino acids)
Biological process (GO): signal transduction; regulation of apoptotic process
Molecular function (GO): protease binding; death domain binding
Source: RefSeq, a predicted model, not a curated record
AGAUGGCGUUAAACUGGAAAAGUGGCGGACCAAAGAAAAUUUCGGGCUUUGUUGCCUAAACGCUAAGAUAAGAAGGUGUGUACAUGGAUCGAAUGGAUAAACUUCGCCUUCAGAAACUUCAUUCUAGAUUGCUACAGGAUAUUGGAGUGUCAGAUGUUCUACCCAUCUUGUUGCAAGAUGGAGUGUUGUCAUCGGAAGAUUAUGAAGACAUCAAAAGUUGUUGCACCAGAACCAAACAAACAGAAACAUUACUAUUUUUGUUGCCAAAGCGAGGCAAAAGAGCCUAUUCAUGUUUUUGUCAAGCAUUAGAAAACAGUUACCCCUGGCUGCUUACAGAGUUGAAGAACUUGCAGAUAACGGAGGAAGAAGAAAAAAAACUAGCUGCAGACAAAAUGUAUCAGCCUUUAACAAAUGAGAUGGUUGAUAUGUUACGCCAGAAUGUUCAGCUGGUGCGACGUUGGCAUGUGUUGGCUCAUAGUUUAGGGAUGUCAGCUCAACGAACACAGAUACAGGUACAAGCAAACCUUUACAUGUGGGACAUGGAACAAUGUGUACUACAACUUUUGGAACAGUGGAAGAGCUUGAAAGGAAACUCUGCUACGCUUGGAACUUUAUUGGAAUCCCUUAGAAAAGAACAAUUCAAUGAUAUAGCUGAUAAACUGGAAGAAGAAUUUCUUCAAUAAAAGGCCCUCUCCAUGUAUAUGAUGAUUGAUAUGAUUAAGAGAAGGUUUUAUCAGUAUUUUGAAAGUUAAUAGUGUAAUUGUACAUAUACUAUGGUUAUUUUUUACUAUUUGUAUAAUAUGAUAUUUUUUAUGAAUAUUCAUACUGUUU